Messenger RNA from Carica papaya (papaya), 1059 nucleotides. RefSeq lists its product as uncharacterized. Lineage: Eukaryota; Viridiplantae; Streptophyta; Magnoliopsida; Brassicales; Caricaceae. The record is from RefSeq and is a predicted model, not a curated record.
ACUCUAUAUAAGGGACACUCUUCCACCAUACAAGUGCAAGCUAAGUGAUUCUACCCAACAAAAAUAGUAGAAGCUAAUCGAUUUAGAGCUUACCUUAACAGAUUGGCUACAUACAUGGCUCUCUCUUCAAAAUGGGUGUCCUUGCUCAUCUUUUUUCUCUGCAUUGCCCUCCAUUUGAGUGCUCUGGCUCUUGCCGACAACCAAAUUGACAAGACAAGGUUCCAGGAUGAUGACUGUAGAUGGAAUCCACGAAGAUGCGGACGAUUUGGUGGUCGUGGUCCUCGUUUUGGCCGUGGAAGAGGUGGAGGCAUUGGAGGGGGUGGAGGCUUUGGUGGGGGAGGAGGUGGUGGUGUGGGAGGUGGUGCAGGUAGCGGUGGGGGCUUUGGUGGUGGAGCUGGUGGUGGUGUAGGUGGUGGUGCUGGAGGAGGUGUGGGUGGUGGUGGUGGAUUUGGUGGAGGUGGUGGAGGGGGUGUUGGUGGAGGUUCUGGUCAUGGUGGGGGCUUUGGUGCUGGGGGCGGAGUAGGUGGUGGUCUAGGAGGUGGUGCUGGAGGAGGAGGAGGUGGUGGUGGCGGAGGAGGGGGUGGUGGUGGUGGAGGACUUGGUGGUGGUUCAGGUCAUGGUGGGGGCUUUGGAGCUGGAGGUGGUGUAGGUGGUGGUCUAGGAGGUGGUGCUGGAGGAGGUGGUGGAGGAGGAGGAGGAGGUGGUGGAGGUGGAGGAGGACUUGGCGGUGGUUCUGGUCAUGGAGGAGGCUUUGGAGCUGGUGGUGGUGUAGGUGGUGGUCUUGGAGGCGGUGCUGGAGGAGGAGGAGGAGGAGGUGGUGGUGGUGGUUUAGGAGGAGGAUCCGGUCAUGGUAGUGGAUUCGGUGCUGGUGGGGGGGUAGGUGGAGGAGCUGGUGGAGGUCUUGGUGGUGGCCACGGGGGUGGAGGAGGUCUUGGUGGCGGACAUGGUGGUGGUGGAGGAUUUGGUGUUGGUAUUGGAAUAGGCAUUGGCGUUGGUACAGGAGCUGGUCAUGGGUCAGGCAGCGGUUCUGGAAGCGGCGGCGGAGGUGGCGGGAGGUGA